GAGGCGGGUCUUACUUAAAGAUGGCGGCGCACGUGUCACGAUUCCGGAGCUGGGGCCGAGUAAAGCGGUAUGGCAUUGCAGCUUACAGACAGUACAGUUGUGGUGGUGGAUAUCCCAGUGUGUCUCUGUCCACGCCCUUACCCGGUAUCCCCAAACCCGUCUUUGCGUCUGUGAAUGGGCAAGAAAAGUACGAGACAAAAAUCACAACUCUGGAAAACGGACUGACAGUUGCCUCACAGAAUAAAUUUGGGCAGUUCUGCACAGUUGGAGUUUUGAUAAAUUCAGGAUCUAGGCAUGAGGCAAAAUAUCCCAGUGGAAUUGCACACUUUUUGGAGAAACUUGCCUUUUCUUCAACAGCACAGUAUGGAAGCAAAGAUGAAAUUCUCCUUACUCUUGAGAAGCAUGGAGGAAUCUGUGACUGCCAAACAUCCAGGGACACAACCAUGUAUGCAGUUUCUGCUGAAGUUAAAGGGCUGGACACUGUUGUCAGCCUCCUGUCGGAUGCAGUUCUACAACCUCGUCUCUUAGAUGAGGAGAUUGAGAUGGCCCGCAUGGCUGUACGCUUUGAGCUGGAAGAUCUUAACAUGAGACCAGACCCUGAGCCCCUACUAACAGAAAUGAUACAUGCGGCGGCAUUUCGAGGGAACACAGUGGGUUUGCCUCGCUUUUGCCCCCCUCAAAACUUGGAGAAGGUUGACCGCACUCUGCUGCAUACCUACCUACGCAGCUAUUACUGCCCAGAGCGUAUGGUGCUUGCAGGCGUUGGCAUUGAGCAUGAGCAGCUGGUUGCCUGUGCCAGGAAGUAUCUGCUGGGAGUAACUCCAGUGUGGGGAGCAGGAACACCUGCAAAUGUUGACAAGUCUGUUGCACAGUACACUGGGGGCAUCAUUAAGACAGAGAAAGACAUGUCAGAUGUGAGCUUGGGCCCAACACCCAUCCCUGAGCUUACACACAUUAUGAUUGGCUUGGAAAGCUGCUCUUUCCUUGAGGAUGACUUCAUCCCCUUUGCAGUUCUCAAUAUGAUGAUGGGUGGAGGUGGUUCCUUCUCAGCAGGAGGUCCUGGCAAGGGCAUGUUCACUCGCCUCUACCUCAAUGUGCUCAACAGGCACCACUGGAUGUACAAUGCAACCUCCUACCAUCACAGCUAUGAGGACAGUGGUCUGCUCUGCAUCCAUGCCAGUGCUGACCCUAGACAGGUACGGGAAAUGGUGGAGAUCAUAACAAGAGAGUUUAUCCAAAUGUCCAGCGUGGCAGGAGAGAUGGAGCUGGAGCGUGCCAAAACACAACUGAAGUCCAUGCUAAUGAUGAAUCUGGAGUCACGGCCUGUCAUCUUUGAGGAUGUGGGCCGACAGGUGCUGGCCACGGGCCGCAGGAAACUCCCACAUGAGCUGUGCCAGCUGAUCAGCAGUGUAACAGCAAGUGACAUCAGAAGAGUGACAACAAGGAUGCUGCGCAGCAAGCCAGCAGUAGCAGCACUAGGAGACCUGACAGAGUUGCCCUCAUACGAUGACAUCCAGGCAGCGCUGUCUAGCAAAGACGGGCGUCUUCCUCGCACCUACCGGCUGUUCCGUUAGAUGGGGAUACAGGACGCAUCAGAAGGGCCGCUGUAUUAGAGACUGGCACACAGCACUGCUUGUUCACUGGAGGGGGGUUUGACAGUGGAUGGUUGCAAAAGACUGCAUGGUUGCAGUUUUUUACUGGGGGGAGAACUUGGCAGGCAACUAGGACCCACAAAAUGUUUUUUUUUUUUUUUUUUUUUUUUUUGUUAAAGUGUGGUGUAACGAUAACAGGAAAGAGUCCUGAGAAACAGGAUUUUGUUGGGCAUGGUGUCAGAACUGUCUUUUUUUUUUUUUUUCUGCACUAUUGAGUAUAACUAGAUCUUGACCAUAUCAGAUAAAAAGAACUGUGUCCCAGUAUGACAUUCAAUUUUUGUGCUACCCAAUUAAGAAAAAAAAAAUAAACAGUUGAAUCUUUUCUGAAAGUUCAAACUGAUAUGCUCUAGAUCAACAUGGAAAAGUUAUCUCAGCAUCUAACCACAAAAGGAUAAUAAAUCUAGGAAAGACUGAUCUGGAGAAUUGUGCACGUUUUUCUCUGUGGUUUUGGCCAAACAUGUUUGUACUUUUCUUAACCAUCCUGUUUAGUGCUUUUCCCUGUUCUUUUAAUCCUGUCCAACCCUCAAAGCAGAGAAACGUUUCAAAUAUUCAUAUUCCAGUUGUUUGUGCAGAUGUUGUACUGUUGUCUUUUGUGUCCUACCUUUUUGUCUUCUGUUUAUUUCUCAUAGUUUGAACUCCUGUUACAUGGUCUGUGAUUAGUUUGAUUCUACCGGAAACACCAUGCUUUAAUUUAUUAUUGACAAAUACUGCACUGCUGCAUUUCACCAUGUUUCUGUUCUUUCCCCAUAUUUUAAUUGGACUUCCCUUAAACCCUUGUCAUACUGACAUACUGCAGAUGUCCAUCUGUAGAGGAAAAAAAUCACUCAUGACCUUUUUAGUCAGUUCAGUAUUUAAUCCUUACACUGGUGUUUUGUUUGAAGCUAAAAUUGACAUUAAAUAUAUUUUAUGUUUAACUGAA
Messenger RNA from Scleropages formosus (Asian bonytongue), 2571 nucleotides. It is a transcript of the gene pmpca, whose product is annotated as peptidase, mitochondrial processing subunit alpha. The record is from RefSeq and is a predicted model, not a curated record. NCBI's taxonomy places the organism in Eukaryota, Metazoa, Chordata, Actinopteri, Osteoglossiformes, Osteoglossidae. Gene Ontology annotation, cellular component: mitochondrion. The transcript has 13 exons. Gene Ontology annotation, molecular function: metalloendopeptidase activity; metal ion binding. The coding region runs from base 21 to 1574 and encodes 517 amino acids.